AAAUUUGAGUGAAAGAAGACCAAAGAAAAAUUCCGAAAAUAAAAUGAGCUAAAAAACUGCGUAUAAAACUAAAGUAACCACUAAACCGGCUUCUUCGUUCUUCGGUGAGUAGUAAAACCCCAGUCGACGCGCUUCCAAUUUCUUCUUCCUCUUCAUUCAAAAUCCCAUCCUCUCAUCUAAUCAGGUGUCCGGGUUCAUAUCUUUUCUCCUCAAUUAUCUAAAAAACUUAAGCAUCUUUCUUUUCUUUUCUUUUCUUUUCUUGUAAUUACAGGUUAGCAUGAAUCAUGAUUAUUGUAUCUUCUGUAUUUUCUUCUUUAAUGAAAAUUUUAUUUAAGCUCAAUAUUCGCGAUCGUUUGACUAGGUUAAAAUCCUUAAUUAGCAGUCUCUCUCGAAGAAAAUGAAUGAUUUUGGAUAUACAGUGGAAGUGACUGGCCUGCCUACCAAAGCUACCGAGAAAGAUGUCUAUGAUUUUUUCGCCUUCUCUGGUACCAUUGAACACGUUGAACUUGUUAGGUCUGGUGAAUAUGCAAGUACUGCUUAUGUGACAUUCAAAAAUGCUUUUUCUCAGGAGACUGCUGUCUUGCUUAGUGGUGCGACAAUUCUUGAUCAACGUAUAUACAUAUCUCGCUGGGGGCAAUAUGAGGAGGAGUUUGAUUUUUGGAGCCCUUCAAGAAGCCAAGAAGAUGAAACAAGCUCAAGACAACCUCCACUAAGAAGCCAAUUUGUAUCUCAUGCUGGAGAAGCUGUUUCAUUCGCUCAGGAUGUUGUGAAAGGCAUGUUGGGCAAGGGAUAUGUAUUAGGCAAAGAUGCUUUAAGCAAGGCCAAAACCUUUGAUGAAUCUCAUCAAGUUUCGGCAACUGCUGCAGCUAAAGUUGCUGAACUGAGUGAGAGGAUUGGCCUCACAGAUAAAAUCUAUGUGGGGGUUGAUGCUGUUAGAUCCAUGGAUGAGAGGUACCAUGUGUCUGAGAACACCAAAUCAGCCAUUUCGGUUGCAGGAAGAACUGCUGCAGCUGCUGCAAAUGCUGUGGUCAGCAGCAGCUACUUUUCCAAAGGAGCUCUUUGGGUGUCAGGUGCAUUAGAUCGGGCAGCUAAAGCAGCAGCUGACAUAGGUAAUCGUGGUGUUCAUCAGUAAUGUUUUUGUAACAUUACUUUUCUUGGUAUUGUAGAUAAGAACCUUGUCGCAUACGUACACGUAGUUAGCAGUUUGAUGCUUAUAGAGAGCUAAUAGUUACCGGUAUAUACCUAUUCAAAACAGGGAAUGAUUAAAAUUAGAGAGAGCUAUACAUAUAUAAUAUUCACUGAAAUAUGGUUUGGUGGUAUCAUAUCAAAUUUGAGUGGACUUGCAAUUCCAUAGUUCCUUGCUAUGUAGUGCACGACAGGAUGGAUUACGGAGGAAAUGGAUUUCCAUUAGAGUUAGUGGUUUAUCUGGAUUAUGUAUCAUUGACUUUCUUGUUAAAAUGUAUAAGCUUUAGCUGAUAAA
Molecule: messenger RNA, 1480 nt
Organism: Gossypium arboreum
Lineage: Eukaryota; Viridiplantae; Streptophyta; Magnoliopsida; Malvales; Malvaceae
Product: binding partner of ACD11 1
Exons: 4
Coding region: 398-1132 (244 amino acids)
Molecular function (GO): RNA binding
Source: RefSeq, a predicted model, not a curated record